AUGCCAGUGCCCUCUCCUCCUCUUCCUACCAGAAUGCUUUACUUCCAGAUGGUGAUCAUGGCAGGGACCGUGAUGCUGGCUUAUUACUUCGAGUACACCGACACCUUCACGGUCAACCUGCAGGGCUUCUUCUGCUACGAGAGCGCCUACCGCAAACCUUACCCGGGCCCGGAGGAGAGCAGCGCGGUGCCCCCCGUACUCCUCUACUCGCUGGCGGCGGGGGUGCCAGUCUUGGUGAUUAUUGUUGGAGAAACUGCAGUGUUUUGCUUACAGAUGGCCACACGGGAUUUUGAAAACCAAGAAAAAACAAUAUUAACUGGAGACUGUUGCUAUAUAAACCCACUGGUGCGCAGGACUGUCAGGUUCCUUGGCAUUUAUGCAUUUGGACUUUUUGCAACAGACAUAUUUGUAAAUGCUGGACAAGUAGUAACUGGGAAUCUUGCACCUCAUUUCCUUGCACUUUGCAAACCCAACUACACAGCUCUGGGAUGUCAGCAGUUUACACAGUUUGUCAGUGGUGCAGAGUCUUGCUCUGGAAAUCCUGAUCUUGUCAUGAAAGCCCGAAAAACUUUUCCUUCCAAAGAAGCAGCUCUGAGUAUAUAUGCAGCAACAUACAUCACUAUGUACAUCACCCACACAAUAAAGGCCAGAGGAACCAGGCUGGCAAAACCAGUUCUUUGCUUGAGCAUAAUGUGUAUGGCAUUUCUUACUGGUAUCAACAGAGUAGCAGAAUAUCGAAAUCACUGGUCAGAUGUGAUAGCAGGAUUUCUCGUCGGUAUUUCAAUAGCAGUGUUUUUGGUGGUAUGUGUGGUUAAUAAUUUUAGAGGUAGGCAACCAGAACAUGAACAGUCACACAUGGACAAUCUGGGACAAAUGUCUAUGAUCAGCAUCCCUCGGGUAGAACAUUCUGUAGUAAAGAACCACCUCACAGCCUUUGCAGAAGUCACAUGAUGGAGAAAAG
Notechis scutatus (mainland tiger snake) is the source of this 961-nucleotide messenger RNA. RefSeq names its product phospholipid phosphatase related 5 (gene PLPPR5). Gene Ontology annotation, molecular function: phosphatidate phosphatase activity. The record is from RefSeq and is a predicted model, not a curated record. NCBI's taxonomy places the organism in Eukaryota, Metazoa, Chordata, Lepidosauria, Squamata, Elapidae. Gene Ontology annotation, biological process: phospholipid metabolic process; signal transduction; phospholipid dephosphorylation. Gene Ontology annotation, cellular component: plasma membrane.